AUGUCGAACGCACAGAACGGCGCAGGUGCUGCAUCGCAUUCCGAGGCUGAUCUUGCCCAAGCGUUCAAGGAACUGCAGCGAGGCGAACAGACCGCAGCCGCCCUGGAGAGUCACCUCGAUUCUAUUGAAAAAAAGAUUGAGGCACUCCUGGCGCAAGCCGAGAAGGCCGAGCAAGAGUUGAAAGAUACUCCGGAAGAUCCUGACAAGUCUUCCGGAACCGAAGAAAAGGGUUCCAAAUAA
Alternaria postmessia is the source of this 240-nucleotide messenger RNA. RefSeq lists its product as uncharacterized. The transcript has 2 exons. Gene Ontology annotation, biological process: DNA catabolic process. Gene Ontology annotation, molecular function: exodeoxyribonuclease VII activity. Bases 1 to 240 code for a protein of 79 amino acids. Lineage: Eukaryota; Fungi; Ascomycota; Dothideomycetes; Pleosporales; Pleosporaceae. Gene Ontology annotation, cellular component: exodeoxyribonuclease VII complex. The record is from RefSeq and is a predicted model, not a curated record.